Messenger RNA from Xylona heveae TC161, 1040 nucleotides. RefSeq names its product uracil phosphoribosyltransferase. Bases 131 to 856 code for a protein of 241 amino acids. The record is from RefSeq and is a predicted model, not a curated record. The transcript has 4 exons. Lineage: Eukaryota; Fungi; Ascomycota; Xylonomycetes; Xylonales; Xylonaceae.
AAGGGCAGUUCUCUUAUUCAGGGCUUGACAUUUAAUUCCUCUGCCUUCUCGCUCAGAAAUUGCGACUUUUACUACUCUAACGCCCAUUUGCCCCCCUCUUCUCUGAUAGGAAAUCGAGAGUUCGUUAAUCAUGAGCUCAAGCACUCCGGCACAAUGCGUCGGUCCCAGUUAUCGCUCGGAGGAGCAGAAGCCCACAGCAACAGUGUCGACACCUAUCUCCCAUGAUAAUGUGCACAUUUUACCGCAGACCCCUCAGCUCAUCGCGCUUUUGACCAUGAUCCGCGAUAGAGAGACUGCCCGAGCAGACUUCAUCUUCUAUUCGAACCGCAUUAUUCGUCUGUUGGUAGAGGAGGGCCUUAAUCAUCUGCCAGUCAUUGAGCAUACCAUCACGACACCCAUUGGAAGAACAUAUUCUGGGGUCAAAUUCCAGGGCAAGAUUUGCGGUGUAUCAAUCAUGAGGGCCGGAGAGGCGAUGGAGCAAGGCUUGCGGGACUGUUGUCGAUCGGUGCGGAUUGGCAAGAUAUUGAUUCAGCGCGACGAGGAAACAAGCAAGCCCCGUCUGUUCUACGAUAAGCUUCCUGAAGAUAUUGCCGAUAGAUGGGUACUUUUGCUAGACCCAAUGUUUGCAACAGGUGGAUCAGCCAUAAUGGCGGUUGAGGUACUCAAGUCUCGCGGUGUUCCCGAGGAUCGAAUCUUGUUCCUCAACCUCAUCGCCAGCCCCGAAGGUAUCAAUAAUUUUGCAGAGCGAUUCCCCAAACUUAGAGUGGUGACUGCAUUCGUCGACAAGGGCCUUGAUGAGAAGAACUACAUUGUUCCCGGUCUAGGAGAUUUUGGUGAUCGAUUUUAUACUAUGUAAAGUAGUCGAUAAAUACCCAGGGCAUGGAAAAUGUCCUUGCAUGAGCAUAGAGCCAAUUGCAUUUCUAGCAAAAAUUUCUCAAAAGUGCUGCAUGUAGGAUGUCUCAGAAAACAGGCUGCGCGACUCGGAGAACCACCCUAGAUAUGGCAAACCUGUCUCUUCCUUCAAAACUAUCCUCUCACAG